GGCUGCUAUAUAAGUGGAGCAGUAGGUGUGGGUCGGGUUAUAAAAGCAUAGAUAUACCAUCAACCAAAUUAGAAACAGGACAGGUGAGGCACACAGGCUCAGUCAGAAGAUUCAGUAAAGGUGGACAAAGCUUUUUGAAGAAAGUUAGGAGGUGUUGGCUCCAACUGGAGAUAAUUAUAGGCCUAAUAUAUAGCCAGAAAAUACAGGUGGAGUGAUAUUAUUUUCCUGACUUGGAUUGGACAAAAACUGGACCAGAUUUAAGUCCCCACCCUUUUUUUUAAACCAAGACAUCCUUGCUUCGACAGUUUUAACAUAAUUCAGUUGAAAUAUCAACCUAAGGAUAGUUUUGAGAUAAUCUUAGAAGUUGUUACUGGUAGAGGAGGUUGAAGCAUCAGUGCCAAAAUGUGUUCAGGUGGCUUUGCCAAGUGUCUGGGGAUCAGUCUGAUGCCUCUGGCGAUUGUGUGUGUGCUGUGUAACAUCCUGCUCUUCUUCCCCGGUGGAACAUCUGUCGACAGUCAACACAUCACAGAGCAAGUCUGGUACUUUGGAGGCAUUCUGGGAUCUGGAGUGCUGAUGAUCUUUCCGGCUCUGGUCUUCCUGGGUCUGAAGAACAACGACUGCUGCGGUUGCUGUGGCAACGAAAGCUGUGGGCGGAGAUUUGCGAUGCUGAGUUCCAUACUGUUUGCAGCUGUGGGUGUUGUGGGGGCUGGUUACUCAGUUAUUGUUUCUGCUGUGGCCAUAAACCAUGGACCUCAGUGUGUGGUUAGCGGUAAUAGCACAUACAAGAAGUGGGAUACUCCCUUCUCAAAUGGCGACUACCUGUCCAACAAAACUGCCUGGUCAACGAUAUGUUUAGAGCCGGCUGGCGUGGUGUCCUGGCAUCUCUCUCUGUUCUCUGUGCUGCUGGUCAUGGGUUUAAUCCAGAUGGCGCUGUGUGCUGUGCAGGUGGUGAACGGCCUGCUGGGAUGUCUGUGUGGGGACUGCUGUGGAGGGAGUGAUGGAGCCUGAAGUUUGACCACGUCCUACAGCUAUGAGAGUCUGCACGCGGCUGUUUCCUGUUUUUAGAGGACGACACUAGUUUCUUGCUUUACGCCAUAGCUGUACAUUUUUGCAUAAGAGCUCAUUGAUUACAUUGUGCCGACUAUGGGACAACACUGUUGAAAUGACAGAGCUCUAAUUGAAAGGCUUUUCUCUCUAGCAAACACUAAUGACUAAUGACUCUCUGAUGAAUCUUCUCAUUAUUGUGAACACUAACCACUGAACUGUAGUUAAUAAUUUUCCCUCCUGCUAUACACAAAUCAGUGAAUAAAGAUCCUAUUUUAUAUAUUUAUCAAAAGCAGAUAGGACCAUGAUAUAGGAUAGGGUCAUACUAUUGCUUAAAAUACUGUUUGUUUUUCGUAUCUAGUUUAAACAAAGCAACAACCUGAUAGAAAUGAUCUCUCUUGAGAGAAGAUAUUUCUGUU
This is a messenger RNA of Etheostoma spectabile (orangethroat darter), 1463 nucleotides long. RefSeq names its product transmembrane 4 L six family member 4 (gene tm4sf4). Gene Ontology annotation, cellular component: membrane. The transcript is spliced from 5 exons. Lineage: Eukaryota; Metazoa; Chordata; Actinopteri; Perciformes; Percidae. Bases 403 to 1008 code for a protein of 201 amino acids. The record is from RefSeq and is a predicted model, not a curated record.